GAGAUAAAAUAAUAAAAACCCUUCGCUUUCUUAGCAAAUUGGUCUGGUCUCUUUGGUUCCUUGUUCUUUCUUCCUUCACUGUAGAAUCCGUCGACGAAACUAAAAGAGCUUCAAUGGCAGAAUGAGCAGAGUAAUCUGCGAUUUCUUCUUCUCGGAAGGAGAAGAUGGCUUUGGAGAAAGAAGAAGAAGCGUCCCAAAACGCACCGUUUUGUGUUCUUGAUGGGCUCUACUGCGAGGAAGAAACCGGGUUUGUGGAAGAUGAGGAUCUUGACGGAGAUUUAGAUUCCGAUGAGAGUGUCGCAGCAGCAAAGUUUCAGUUUUUACCUCUUUUGGAUAUGUUUUUAUGGGAUGACGAUGAGCUGAUGAGUCUGAUUUCAAAGGAGAACGAAACGAAUCCUUGUUUUGGUGACGAAAUCUUAGAUGGGUUUUGGGUUUCUUGUAGGAAAGAGGCUUUAGAUUGGUUUCUUAGGGUUAAAUCUCAUCACGGGUUCACUUCAUUGACUGCUAUACUUGCUGUGAACUACUUCGAUAGGUUUAUAACUACUAUUAAGCUUCAGUCUGAUAAUAAGCCUUGGAUGUCUCAGCUUGUUGCUGUGGCUUGUUUGUCUUUAGCUGCUAAAGUCGAAGAGAUUCGUGUUCCAUUGCUCUUUGACCUCCAAGUGGAGGAAGCAAGAUAUGUCUUUGAAGCUAAGACUAUACAAAGAAUGGAGCUUUUGGUUCUGUCUACUCUCCAAUGGAGAAUGCACCCUGUCACUCCAAUCUCUUUCUUUGAUCACUUUAUUAGGCGGUUUGGCUCUGAAUGUCACCAGCAAUUGGACUUUUUUGGCAAGUGUGAGCGUCUUCUGAUCUCUGUUGUUGCUGAUACGAGGUUUAUGAGUUACUUCCCUUCUGUGUUAGCUACUGCUAUAAUGAUUUAUGUCAUCAAGGAUUUGAAACCAUGUGACGAAGUUGAAUACCAAUCUCAAUUACUCACUCUACUCAAAGUUGAUCAGAAUAAAGUAAAUGAAUGCUAUGAACUGUUGUUGGAGCACAAUCCAAGCAAGAAGAGGAAGAUGAAUUGGCCUGAUCAAGACAGUCCAAGCGGUGUAUUUGACUUUGAUGACAGUUCAAAUGGCUCCUGAGUUGUCUCUACUUCUUCAGUGUCAUCAUCAUCAUCAUCAUCAUCUCCAGAGUCUCUGCUCAAGAGAAGGAGAGUGCAGGAGCAGCAGAUGAGGUUGCCUUCAAUAAACCGUAUGUUUCUCGAUGUACUCAGUAGUAGUCCUCGUUAGUACCUUUCUUUUGAUCAAAUGUGUCAAAACAUAAAUUUUAAUCUCUCUUUUGCGUAUCAUUAUCGGCUAUGGCUACAAUUUAAAAGGCAGAACAUUUUGUGAUAACUCUAAGCUCUGUCUUUUAAAUCUUAAUAUUCAUUCAUCAAUCUUAA
This is a messenger RNA of Camelina sativa (false flax), 1420 nucleotides long. RefSeq names its product cyclin-D3-2. The record is from RefSeq and is a predicted model, not a curated record. NCBI's taxonomy places the organism in Eukaryota, Viridiplantae, Streptophyta, Magnoliopsida, Brassicales, Brassicaceae.